UUUUUUCUUAAAAAAAAAAUCUUCAACAAUAUAUAUUGAUAUAUUUUUUGGUUCAACACCAAAGAAACUAACAUUAUGUCUACUACUACAAACACAUCUUCUACAACAAAGAAAGCAACUCAGCUUGAAAUUACACCCCGAGUCUAUUAUGAAUAUUAUAUGACGACGAAGCCAAGUUAUGACCUUUACCCUAGUCUUUCUCGUCGUUUAAAUAAUGGAUAUGUACAUCAGCCUAUAAAAAGCCCAAAGAAGCAGACAGACUUUAUUGUUCUGAAAGCUUCUUCGGUCCAUCGAGAAAUCAUGAAUGAUCCCUUAUGGCAAGCUACUCAACAAGAACAAAAUCCGUCUUGGGACCUCUAUCCUGCUAUACUACGGAAUGUAACAAAAAAAAAAAAGGAUACAUAAUGUAUUUUUUUUUCUUUACUAAUUUAUAUAUUCUUGCAUCGUUUCAGGUUGAAAAUUUUGGUACUGAACAAAUGAGACAGAGACUACAUAGGAUGGAAGCUACAUUACAAUAAAACCAAAACAUCAUAUAUGAAAUAAAUAAAUGUAUAUUUUACUUUUAUCCAUAUAUGUAUAUGUAUAUGACUCUAUGCUGCACACAUGAUGGCAUACUGCAUACAAUAAACAUGUGGUACAUCUGAGUUAUUAGAUAAGCAUUUAUCAUACAAAGAUGUUAAAAUAAAAGGAGAAAACACA
Cokeromyces recurvatus is the source of this 699-nucleotide messenger RNA. RefSeq lists its product as uncharacterized. The transcript is spliced from 2 exons. The record is from RefSeq and is a predicted model, not a curated record. Bases 76 to 405 code for a protein of 109 amino acids. Lineage: Eukaryota; Fungi; Mucoromycota; Mucoromycetes; Mucorales; Mucoraceae.